Molecule: messenger RNA, 1290 nt
Organism: Bombina bombina (fire-bellied toad)
Lineage: Eukaryota; Metazoa; Chordata; Amphibia; Anura; Bombinatoridae
Product: vomeronasal type-2 receptor 26-like
Exons: 4
Coding region: 1-1290 (429 amino acids)
Biological process (GO): G protein-coupled receptor signaling pathway
Cellular component (GO): membrane
Molecular function (GO): G protein-coupled receptor activity
Source: RefSeq, a predicted model, not a curated record
AUGCCUCAUCAUUAUUGCAAGGCCCCUCAGCUUAAUGAUUACUUGAAAAAUGUUUACUUUAAAACGACCUCUGGGGAAGAGAUUUUCUUCAACGAAAAAGGAUAUGUUCCAGGAAGAUUUGAUAUCUUAAACUGGGUGAUUCAUACAAAUGGAACUAUCAAGAAAACCAUUAUUGGUAGUUUUUCCUCCAUUGAUUCCAUUGAUCAGAAAUACCUUAUUUAUGAUAAUGCUAUUAUCUGGAACCCUUAUUUUAAUCAGACUCCUACUUCCAUAUGCAGUGAGAUCUGCUCUUCUGGUCAUAGGAAAAUUCCUCAGACUGGAAAACCAUCUUGCUGUUUUUAUUGUGUACCAUGUUCUGAUGGUGAAAUUGCAAACUCAUCAGGUAUGGAGAACUGUGAGAAGUGCCCUGAAGAUCACUGGUCUAAUCCCGCUAGAAAUGAAUGCAUCAGACGCACUAUAGACUUUCUAUCCUAUGAAGAUACAUUGGGCAUGAGUUUAGCGUGCUUUGCUUCCAUUUUUCUUCUGAUCACAAUUGCAGUUUUGUGGAUUUUUAUUAAACACAGGGACACUCCCAUAGUUAGAGUUAAUAAUCGUAACCUCACCUACAUCCUGCUUGUGGCCCUUAUUUUAUCUUAUGUCUGUACAUUUUUGUUUAUUGGAAAACCUGUGCAGCUAUUGUGUCGUCUGAGACAACCGACCUUUGGAUUUGUUUCCACUGUUGCAAUUUCUGCUAUUCUUGGGAAAACAAUGACAGUUGUAAUUGCCUUUAAUGCCACAAAGCCUGGAAGUAAAUUAAAGAAACUGAUGGGAUCUAAGAUGUCAACUGCACUGGUUUUUGUCUGCACCUUGGGGGAACUUGUGAUAUGUUUUACUUGGUUAUCAUGUUACCCACCAUUUGUGGAUAUUGAUAUAAAGACUUCACCUGGAUCAAUAAUCCUGCUGUGUAAUGAAGGUCACAUCAUUGCAUUCUUUCUGGUGGUUUCAUACAUUGGAAUAUUAGCGUUAUUUUGCUUCAUUAUUGCCUUUUUAGCACGAAAAUUGCCGGACAGCUUCAAUGAGUCGAAAUACAUUACCUUUAGCAUGUUAGUGUUUUGCAGUAUCUGGGUCUCCUUUAUCCCAUCAUACCUUAGUACUAAAGGCAAAUAUGUUAUAGCUGUAGAAAUAUUUAGCAUUCUAGCCUCCACUUCUGGUGUUUUGUUAUGUAUAUUUGCACCUAAAUGUUAUAUAAUAAUACUGAAGCCUCAGCUCAAUAGCCGAGCACAAAUUAAUGUUAAGAAGCAAUCUAAGUAA